GAGACUGUAAUUUGACGAACUGUUAUUAAUGUGAUAGCACGAGGCAGCACGAGACUUGUACCACAUUUUGUUGACUCUAAUAAGUUAUUAUAAACUGUACACACAAAUUACGGUCGAAAAGAAACGACUUUCGAUUGAUUCAAUCGUACAUUUUUGCCAUUUUAUUCAAUCCUUGGACUAUGGAAAGUGGAGGUGCAGGAGAAGGAGAAAUGGGUGGGCCACGAAACACUCAGCAAGCAGGAGCGAGCAAAAAGUUGCAACAAACGCAAGCAACAGUGGACGAAGUUGUGGGUAUAAUGAAGGUUAACGUGGAGAAAGUGUUGGAGCGAGAUCAGAAACUCUCAGAGCUUGAGAAUCGCGCUGACAUCCUUCAACAAGGCGCAACGCAAUUCGAACAACAAGCCGUAAAAUUGAAACGGAAAUACUGGUGGAAGAAUCUCAAAAUGAUGAUUAUCAUUGGCAUCAUCUGUGUUGUUAUCUUAAUCAUCAUCAUUGCUUCGGUUGUACCAAGUUCAUCUUCAGACAAUCCUGAUAAUUCUCCAUGAUAGCAUUA
Messenger RNA from Camponotus floridanus (Florida carpenter ant), 553 nucleotides. RefSeq names its product synaptobrevin-1 (gene Syb). Gene Ontology annotation, molecular function: syntaxin binding; SNAP receptor activity. The coding region runs from base 180 to 545 and encodes 121 amino acids. The transcript is spliced from 3 exons. The record is from RefSeq and is a predicted model, not a curated record. NCBI's taxonomy places the organism in Eukaryota, Metazoa, Arthropoda, Insecta, Hymenoptera, Formicidae. Gene Ontology annotation, biological process: vesicle-mediated transport; vesicle fusion. Gene Ontology annotation, cellular component: SNARE complex; plasma membrane.